AUGUACCUCGCUGGUCGGUUUAUCAUGGGCCUGGGCUCUAAUAUCACCAACGGGACGUGUCCAUUGCUGAUCACUGAGGUCGCUCAUCCGCGCCACCGGGGCAGAGUCACCACCAUAUAUAACACUCUCUGGUAUCUCGGCGCCAUCAUUGCCGCGUGGACAUGUUUCGGAACUUUAAAAGGCCAGAGCGGUGAUAUCCAAUGGCGUCUUCCCACUGGCCUACAAUGUCUUAUGCCAGGUAUUCAGCUUCUUGCUAUUUGGUUUCUACCAGAGAGCCCUCGCUGGCUGAUUAGCAAAGCCCGAGAGGAAGAGGCCCGUGAGAUUUUGAUCAAGUAUCACGCCAACGGAGAUGCGGACGAUGAGUUUGUCCGCUGGGAAUACACAGAGAUUGUAAACACUCUUCGGAUGGAGAAGGAGAUGUGCGGCACCGGUGGCAACGGCCUAGUGUCUUACUAUCUAGCAGCGAUCCUCAAUACUAUCGGCAUAAUUGACGCGGUAUACGCGAAGACUGCAUCUCCUUCCGCAGGUAUCGCAGUUGUGGCCAUGAUCUUCCUCUUCUACGGUACCGCAGGUGCUGCAUGGCCAGGCUUAACCGUUUCAUACACCGUCGAGAUCCUACCGUAUAAUAUUCGCGCUAAAGGGCUAACGCUAUGCUUUUGUUUCACGGCUCUUAGCGGCGUCUUUAACCACCUCGUUAUUGAGUGCCUGACUAUCUUCUUCUUCUUCGUCGAAACGCAGGGCCCGACCCUAGAAGAAAUUGCGGUGUUAUUUGACGGGGAAAACUCCGCAGCUGGUGUAGCAAAGCUUCAAGCCCAGGAGAAAGCCAUGUCGGCCCACCACGAGCGACUGAGAAUGGAGGAAGAAAACCUUUCAACGAGGUAG
This is a messenger RNA of Parascedosporium putredinis, 882 nucleotides long. The record is from the annotation of a GenBank genome assembly. Lineage: Eukaryota; Fungi; Ascomycota; Sordariomycetes; Microascales; Microascaceae.